This is a messenger RNA of Nezara viridula (southern green stink bug), 1527 nucleotides long. NCBI's taxonomy places the organism in Eukaryota, Metazoa, Arthropoda, Insecta, Hemiptera, Pentatomidae. The record is from the annotation of a GenBank genome assembly.
AUGUUUCCUCUACCAGCGUAUGGCGAACAUUACGCGAACAACAAUUGUAUCCAUUUCAUGUCUCGAUUAGGCAAGAAUUGUUACCACAAGCUCCGAAAUUUCUCCCAGUGUUUAAAUCGACAAUGCACACGAGAUCCUAACUUCCUGAACUGCACUUUGGUUACUGGUGAAUCUUGCUUUACAAGAAACGAGAUUCUUAAUUUUCGAAAUACCCAUACAUGGGCUGAAGAAAACCCUCAUACAAUUGCUGUUGUGCAUUACCAACAUACAUUUUCUUUAAAUGUCUGGUGUGAUCUAAGCGACAACAUCAUGGGGCCCUUCUUUUUGCCACCUAGGCUGUCAGCCUUACGGUUUCCUGUAAGACAGGUGUCGUCGAUAAACCGAGUACUGAGAAACCUUGCGGCGCAGAAGGAGCAGCAGCAGGCGGCCAACGCGGCAGCACAACCCGAGUCGGUCUACGACAAGCUGAGGAUGUUCAACGGGCAGGCUGCGGCGGCGGGGUGGGCCUGGUACCCGGCCGCCGCCCCCGGGCCCCACCUUCCCCUCGCCCAACCGCCCCCCAUCCACCUCGCCCCUGACAAGGCUGACUUUAAAAAGAUAUUGGCACUAGGAACUAGGAAAGGUCCGAUUUUGAUGAAAGUUAUAUUAUACACAAAACAGGGCUGGCCAACAGAAGUGGACCCGGAGUUCCAACCUUUUUCAUCAAGUAGGGAAGAAUUAUUUGUGGAGAAGGAUAUUCUGUUGUGGGGUUACAGAGUGGUAGUUCCUGAACUUUUAAGGCAACAAGUUUUGGAGGAGUUGCAUGCUUCACAUUUGGGGGUUGUGAAAUUAAAAUCAUUAGCCCGUUCAUACGCAAUCUCUUGCCACCUUGAAAGCCAACAAACAGAUGGAAUAGAUAAAAACAAUAUAGAUGCUGCAGAGCUUAAUACUAAUGCAGCAGACUAUGAAGCAAUAGCUGCAGAUAAGCAGAAGUGGAGGAGGCCUCAAGAUGUGCAAGGUCUCAGAUGCCAAGAGGCAAAAAAAAAAGAAAACAUUAAUAGAACCCAAAAGCAGCACAUCUUUCCUCAACAAUGUAAAUAUGCCCCAAGAGCUAGGGAAAUGGUUGACUUAAAGCGGCUUGAGCGGAUGGCGAGGAAGCUAGGACCCUUAGGUUCGGGAGGGAUUGAUGAACCGCGACGGAAGAAGCAACGGCCCGCGGUGCCGCCAGCAAUGGCAAUAGCGGGCCGGUGGAGACCUCGAGAGCUGGGCCCUCACAGCAAUUCCUUCCUUUCUCUUCUCCACCCUUCUCCCUUAGUCCUUAGCCCUCUAAGGAUCCCAUCAUUUACCACUUCCGUUCAGGCUCAAUCUAACUUAUUACUAUCAACAUUUGCAUACUGCCAUGGGCGGGGUCCAAUGGUCCAAUCUUGGGAGCGUCCAGUUGGACCGUUGAACCGUGAACAGGUCGCCCACCCUUAUUAUUUCCUUCUCUCCUCUUCCUCAUACAAAACAAUAUCUCUCUCCUUUCCGCCUCUUUCUCUCCAGGUUUAG